CCCAAAUUAAGGAGCGCAAUUUCGAGGGCCUUCAGAGCUCGAGGAAGCAUCUACCAGCUCUGCUGCCUGCGCCUCGCCUGAGGGCCGAAGCUGAAGCUGAUACGGCGGCCGGCGGGAGUGAGCUUGGGGAGUGAACAUGUCGUCUACUCUGCUAGAGGUGACGCGCGCCUCGCACGAGGAGGUGGAGCGACUUGAGCGUCUUAUAGUGAAGGAGCUCCAAAAUGAACCUGCUUCCGGCAAGGACCGUUUGCUACAGAGUCACCGAGUCCGCAACAUGAUUGACACAAUCAUGUCCACCACCGAGAAACUCGUUGAGAUUUAUGAAGAUAAGGAUAGUGCCAGGAAAGAUGAGAUUGCAGCACUCGGAGGGCAAACAACUUCAGGAACCAACGUUUUUAGUGCAUUUUAUGAUAGACUGAAAGAGAUUCGUGAAUACCAUAGAAGGCAUCCAGCUGCACGUGUUGUAGAUGUUAAUGAGGAUGAUGGUCUUCUCAAAGAGGAACCACAAAUUGAGUUCAGUGGAGAGGAAGCAUUUGGACGGUAUCUUGAUUUGCACGAACUGUACAACCAAUAUAUUAAUUCUAAAUUUGGAGAGCCCAUUGAGUACUCUUCUUACCUGGAUGUUUUUUCACAACCCCAGAAAAUCCCUCGCAAACUAAAGAUUUCAAGACAAUACAGGGAAUACAUGGAGAAUCUACUUGCUUACCUCAUUUAUUUUUUCCAGCGUACAGAGCCCUUGCAAGAUCUUGAUAGAAUAUUCUCAAAGGGUGAAUCUGAAUUUGAAGAGCGAUGGGUUACUGGCACAAUUGAAGGAUGGGAGAACACUAGUAAAGAUGAUGGCCAUGAUACUGACCCGCUUAAUCUUAUUGAUCUUGACUAUUAUAGCACAGUGGAAGAGCUGGUGGAACUAGGUCCUGAAAGGUUAAAGGAGGGGUUGGCAGCAUUGGGACUGAAGACUGGUGGUACAGUUCAGCAGCGUGCAGAGAGGCUUUUCCUCACUAAGCAUACACCUCUACAAUUGUUGGACAAAAAACACUUUGCGAAAGUGUCUCGUGAACCGAUUCAGAAUGGGGCAGCUGCAACUUCACUACACGAUGAAAAUUUGAAACAAGUUGCCCUGAUGGAAGCAAAAAUUGAAAAAUUGUGCGAUCUUCUGGAUGAGACGAUUGCUCGAACCAAAGACAAUAUUGUUAAGAAGCAAGCAUUAACUUAUGAGGAAAUUGAAGCAGAGCGUGAGGAGGAAGAGACACAAGCUGAAUCUGAAAGUGACGAUGAAGAGCAACAGAUUUAUAAUCCCCUCAAGCUCCCAAUGGGUUGGGAUGGUAAACCCAUACCUUACUGGCUCUACAAGCUUCAUGGCCUUGGUCAGGAAUUUAAAUGUGAGAUAUGCGGAAACUAUAGUUACUGGGGUCGUAGAGCUUUUGAGCGACAUUUCAAGGAAUGGCGUCAUCAGCAUGGAAUGCGUUGCCUUGGUAUUCCGAAUACAAAGAACUUUAAUGAAAUCACGUCAAUUGAGGAGGCAAAAGACUUGUGGAAAAGAAUUCAAGAGCGACAAGGAGUUAACAAGUGGCGACCAGAUCUGGAAGAAGAAUACGAAGAUAAAGAGGGUAACAUUUACAAUAAGAAGACAUAUACAGAUCUGCAACGCCAGGGGUUGAUAUAAGAAUCACAUUCAUCAUGGAGAUCUUUCAUUUAUUCCUCAUUUUAUGGUUAGCCGUUGUAGUUUUGGAGGAAGCAUUUAAUCAAGUUGAUAGAACGGAGAUCAUGAGAAGCUCAAGCGAAUUAUAUGCAUAGUCACUAGUCAGGUUGUAGUGCUUUUUUUGAAAGCUAAAUUUUGAGAAUCAAAUGUAAGAAGUUCGGUAUCCUUCUGCUACCAACAUUCUCAAUACAGUUGCUAAUUCGUGCUUUUUGGACCAGCGACGUGUAUGGCACUUCCAAAUUCGAGGAUACUUACGAUUAUAAGAUUUUAAUUGGCGAUUAAAGAGAAAAAUUUGACUGAUUCGGUA
Momordica charantia (bitter melon) is the source of this 2006-nucleotide messenger RNA. It is a transcript of the gene ATO, whose product is annotated as splicing factor-like protein. The record is from RefSeq and is a predicted model, not a curated record. Gene Ontology annotation, biological process: mRNA splicing, via spliceosome. Gene Ontology annotation, molecular function: zinc ion binding; RNA binding. Gene Ontology annotation, cellular component: nucleus; spliceosomal complex. NCBI's taxonomy places the organism in Eukaryota, Viridiplantae, Streptophyta, Magnoliopsida, Cucurbitales, Cucurbitaceae.